This is a messenger RNA of Neltuma alba, 5911 nucleotides long. Its product is annotated as protein SHOOT GRAVITROPISM 6. The transcript has 51 exons. NCBI's taxonomy places the organism in Eukaryota, Viridiplantae, Streptophyta, Magnoliopsida, Fabales, Fabaceae. The record is from RefSeq and is a predicted model, not a curated record. The coding region runs from base 256 to 5499 and encodes 1747 amino acids. Gene Ontology annotation, cellular component: cytoplasm.
AAAGGACGGUGGGAUCUUGAGGAGACUGGUAGGUGGCCAAGUGAAAAUCUAGUAUACAGUGUAAAAUACCAUACAAAUUACCGCACUUGUGAACGGAGAAAAAGGAAGGUGGCGUUCCUUCGUCGGUGUUGGGUUUCUUAUGUUGUCUGCUGCUCUACUUCCCCGUGGUUUGUAUUUUGUGCAGUUCUUCCAUGGCUUCUGGGAGUUCAAUUACUGCACCUGAGGCCGUGCAGGUGCUGGUGUCGUUACUAGCCGAUGAUUCUUCCGCUGUCAGGGAGGCCUCCAUGGCCUCACUCAAAGACAUUGCUGCUCUGUCAUUAUCUCUCUACCUACACUAGUUUACUCAUUUAUUCCUCACGAAACUUAACUGAAUAUUGGGUCGAAUGUGUUUGCAGGGAUCCUCUUUUAGUUCUCGAGUGCUGUGCAGUGGUUUCACGAGGAGGACGUCGGCGAUUCGGAAACAUGGCUGUUGUUUUCCAAGUGAUGGCAUUUGGAGUUCGCUCUCUGGACGAAAGAGAAGUCGAUGAUUCUUUCAUGGCAAAGCUCGCUAAGAUUGCUACAGCUGAAAUGAUAUCCUCGAAGGAAAUCAAUUCGGAUUGGCAACGAGCUGCAUCUGGUCUACUUGUCGCAAUUGGUUCACAUUUGCCUGACCUAAUGAUGGAAGAAAUUUUUCUUCAUUUAUCUGGGCCGAAUUCAGCAUUACUCGCUAUGGUCCAACUACUUGCAAAAUUUGCUUCCACUGAUCCACUGCAGUUUAUCCCUCGAUGGAAAGGUGUCCUUUCACGAAUUCUGCCAAUUCUUGGAAAUGUGAGAGAUGCACAUCGGCCAAUUUUUGCCAAUGCAUUUAAGUGUUGGUGUCAAGCUGCUUGGCAAUAUAGUGUGGAUUUUCCUUCACAUUCACCCCUUGAUGGGGAUAUCAUGUCAUUUUUAAAUUCCGCAUUUGAGCUUUUUCUUAGAGUGUGGUCAGCUUCUCGGGAUCUAAAGGUUCGUGUGGCAUCUGUGGAAGCCUUGGGUCAGAUGGUUGGUCUCAUAUCACGUAACCAACUAAAGGCUGCUUUACCAAGGCUUAUUCCUACCAUAUUGGAUUUGUACAAAAAGGAUCAAGAUAUUGCUUUUCUGGCAACAUCCAGUCUUCACAGCCUCUUAACUGCCUCUCUUCUGUCUGAAAGUGGUCCUCCUAUGAUUGAUUUUGAGGACCUAGAACCUAUACUGUCCACACUUCUUAUGGUGAUAUGCAUCAAUACUGAUAGCAAAGGACAAGUAGGACUGAAGACAUAUAAUGAGGUUCAGCAUUGCUUUCUUUGGAUCGGCUUGGUGUAUCCAGAUGAUUUAUUUGUGUUCCUUGUAAAUAAAUGCAGGCUGAGGGAAGAGCCAUUGACCUUUAGUGCACUUUGUGUUCUGAAACACCUUUUGCCCAGGUUAUUGGAAGUUUGGCACAAUAAAAGGCCUCUGCUAGUUGAAGCUGUAAAAUCCUUGCUAGAUGAGCAGAAUUUAGGUGUCCAAAAGGCACUAUCAGAGUUGAUUGUGGUCAUGGCUUCACACUGUUACUUGGUUGGUUCGUCGGGUGAGUUGUUCAUUGAAUAUCUUGUGCGCCAUUGUGCUCUGACAGAUCAAAAUCAGAGUGAUAUUGACAACCGGCCAAAUAAGAAAGUUGAGCAGAUGAAAAUUAGUGCUGUGACUUCAGGGGACUUGAGAGCAAUUUGUGAGAAAGGGCUCCUUCUGAUAACUAUUACGAUUCCUGAAAUGGAGCACAUUCUUUGGCCUUUUCUGCUGAAAAUGAUUAUUCCACGGACCUAUACAAGUGCUGUUGCCAUGGUUUGCAGGUGUAUAUCUGAAUUGUGGCGGCAUAGGUCGCACAACAAUGAUAUGUUGAGUGAGUGUAAAAACAAUGCUGGUAUGCCGGCUGUUGAGGAUCUUUUUGCUCGUUUGGUGGUUCUUUUGCAUAAUCCUCUGGCAAGGGAGCAGUUGGCUACCCAUAUUUUGACUGCCAUAAAUGAGAUUAGGUUUGAAUUUCAAGUGAUGAACGAGCGGACCAGAAUCAAAACUCAACAUAUUCUGUAUCUUGUUUCUGUUUCACUAAGGGUUCUUUAUCAUCUUGCGCCUUUGUUUCCAAAAAACAUCGAUUUGUUGUGGCAAGAUGAGAUUCCAAAGAUGAAGGCAUAUGUUAGUGAUACAGAAGACUUGAAACAGGAUGCAUCGUAUCAAGACACUUGGGAUGACAUGAUAAUCAAUUUUCUUGCAGAAUCUUUGGAUGUGAUUCAGGAUUCAGAUUGGAUCAUGUCUCUUGGUAAUAUUUUUGCCAAACAUUAUGAACUUUAUGCAUCUGAUGAUGAACAUGCUGCUCUUCUUCACAGAUGCCUGGGAAUGCUUCUUCAAAAGGUUAAUGACAGAGCUUAUGUUCGUGAAAAGAUAGAUUGGAUGUAUAUACAGGCUGACAUUGCUAUUCCAGCAAAUAGGCUUGGGUUAGCAAAAGCAAUGGGAUUGGCUGCUGCUUCUCACUUGGAUACAGUGUUGGGGAAGCUAAAGGAUAUUCUGGAUAAUGUCGGCCAGAGCAUGCUUAAUAGGAUACUGUCAUUCUUCUCUGAUAGUUUUAGGACAGAAGACACCGAUGACAUACAUGCUGCUUUGGCUCUUAUGUAUGGAUAUGCUGCCAAGUAUGCCCCAUCAACGGUUAUUGAAGCCAGAAUAAAUGCCCUUAUUGGAACUAACAUGCUUUCAAGGCUUCUACAUGUGCGAAACCCCAGGUCCAAGCAGGCUGUCAUUACAGCAAUUGAUUUAUUAGGUAAUGCUGUUAUUAACGCUGCUGAGAGUGGCACACCAUUUCCAUUGAAAAGAAGGGAUCAAUUGCUUGGUUAUAUAUUAAUGUUGAUGGGUCGAGAUGACAAUGAUAACUUUGCUGAUUACAAUGAACUUUUACGUACUCAGGCCCUUGCUUUAAGUGCUUGCACUACAUUGGUCUCUGUAGAGCCCAAACUAACAGUGGAAACUAGAGAUCAUGUAAUGAAGGCCACGUUAGGGUUCUUUGCUGUACCAAAUGAUCCAGUAGAUGUUGUCAACACCCUCAUAGACAACCUGAUCACUCUUUUAUGUGCAAUGCUUCUCAGUAGUGGAGAGGAUGGAAGAAGUCGGGCAGAGCUUCUGUUACAUAUUUUGAGGCAAAUUGAUCAAUUUGUUUCUUCCCCCGUUGAGUAUCAAAGGAAAAGGGGGUGUCUUGCGGUCCAUGAGAUGCUUCUCAAGUUUCGGAUGGUUUGUGUGGGUGGGUAUUGUGCAGUUGGCUGCCGUGGGAUUUGCACACAUAAUAAGCAAAUUGACCAGACUCUAUAUGGGAACCACUCAAAGCUUCCAACUGCGUUUAUAUUGCCAAGCCGUGAAGCUUUAUGUGUAGGAGAUAGAGUAAUAAUGUAUCUUCCACGUUGUGUUGACCCAAAUUCGGAAGUUCGAAAAAUAUCUGCUCAAAUUCUUGAUCAACUCUUCAGCAUCUCUCUCUCUCUUCCACGGCCUGCAACUUCUUCUAUAACUUCUGAAGAUAUGGAAUCGUCAUAUGGUGCCUUGUCUUCGUUAGAGGAUGUUAUAGCCAUAUUAAGGAAUGAUACUUCCAUUGAUCCAUCUGAAGUCUUCAACAGGAUCUUGUCCUCACUCUGCAUCUUGUUGACCAAGGAUGAGUUGGUGGUUACACUGCAUAAUUGCUCUGUAGCUAUUUGUGACAAGGUCAAGCAGUCAGCUGAAGGAGCUAUUCAAGCUGUUAUUGAGUUCGUUACAAAGAGGGGGAAUGAGCUGAGUGAAAUUGAUAUAUCAAGGACGACCCAAUCACUGAUCUCUGCCACUGUUUAUGUAACUGAUAAGCAUUUACGUGUGGAAUCUCUUGGUGCUAUAUCUUCUAUGGCCGAAAACACUAGUCCAAAAAUUGUUUUUGAUGAAGUCCUGGCCACUGCUAAAAGGGAUAUAGUGACAAAGGAUAUAUCUAGGCUCCGUGGUGGCUGGCCCAUGCAGGAUGCAUUCUAUGCAUUUUCUCAGCACAUGGCGCUGUCAACAUCUUUUCUGGAGUAUGUGAUAUCUGUACUUAGCCAGGCUUCUAUCUUCAAAGGUGAGUUGGACAGUGCUGCCGAUAGCCAUGUUGUUGACAACCAGACAGAGGAUGGAAUGCUGCAGGCUGCAAUACUAGCUCUUACUGCUUUCUUCAGAGGAGGGGGAAAGAUCGGAAAAAGGGUUGUUGAACAAAACUAUGCCUCUGUUAUAUCUGAGCUAAUGCUGCAACUUGGAAGCUGUCAUGGUCUAGCUGACUCAGGUCAGCAGGAACCAUUACGGGGUCUGCUUACUGCGUUUCAAGCAUUCUGUGAAUGUGUCGGUGACCUUGAGAUGGGCAAGAUCUUGGCUAGAGAUGGAGAACUGUCUGAAAAAGAGAGUUGGGUUAAUCUCAUUGGAGACAUAGCUGGCUGCAUAUCCAUAAAGAGGCCAAAAGAGGUACAAAGUAUUUGUCUAUUUUUGACAAAAUCAUUGGAUCGGCCCCAUAAAUACCAUCGGGAAGCUGCAGCUGCCGCAUUGUCAGAAUUUAUUUGCUAUAGCGGCGGUGUUAAAUCAUUCUUAGAGCACAUGAUCGAGGUUUUAUGUCGCCAUGUAUUUGAUGAAUCUUCAACUGUUCGACGCUUAUGUUUGAGAGGGCUAGUAAAGAUUCCAUCAAUUAAUAUGCCGGUGUAUGCAACUCAAGUUUUAGGGGUCAUAUUAGCUCUGCUGGAUGAUUCAGACGAAUCUGUACAAUUAACUGCUGUAUCAUGCUUGCUGAUGGUCCUCGAGUCUUCGCCUAAUGAUGCAGUUGAGCCCAUUUUGCUUAAUCUUUCAGUACGGCUUCGAAAUCUCCAGGCAAGCAUGAAUGCAAAGAUGCGAGCUAGUUCUUUUGCAGCGUUUGGAGUGCUUAGCAAUUAUGGAAUGGGAGCACAAAGGGAGGCGUUUCUUGAGCAGGUACAUGCCGCCAUUCCUCAUGUUGUUUUGCAUCUGCAUGAUGAUGAUGUUAGUGUCAGGCAGGCCUGUCGGAUAACCCUGAAGCGGGUUUGCUCGCUGAUGGAAAGUGAAUGGUUGCUUGCACCAGUGAACACGCACAGUUUCCUUUCUGAUCACCGAAGUAACUAUGAGGACUUCCUCAGAGACAUUGCCAAACAUUUUAUCCAGUAUCUUUCCUCCAGAAUUGAUACAUAUAUGGCAUCAACAGUUCAGGCUUUUGAUGCCCCAUGGCCAAUAAUUCAAGCAAAUGCUGUAUACUUCUCCAGCUGCAUACUCUCUCUAUCGGACGACCCACAUGUCUUAACUCUCUACCACGCACAGGUAUUUGGGAUGCUGGUGGGUAAAAUGAGUCGAUCACCGGCUGAAGUUGUCAGAGCUACGUGUUCUGCUUCUCUGGGCUUGUUGCUAAAAUCCUCCAAUUCUUGUUCAUUGUUGUCAACGGCUCGGCUCCAUCGAGUGGACUCAGCACGGCGGAGCCAUGAUCAAGAGUCUACCGGGAGUUAGAGAGGCAUGGAUGAAUUGUCAAGAAUCAUGAUGGGCCUUCAACUCUAAUGAUAUUUACCCGAUGCAAGAGAUUGAUUCUGCUUAUUUGCAGCAAUCAUGUGAAGAUCCUCUGGGCAGCGUUGGCUAAUGUGCAUGGUGUAUGCAUACAUUAAUUUCUCGUAUCAUCUUUGUCUUAAUUAUUUUCGGUCCUUUGUUGUAAAGGACUUUUUUCAAACCCCCCCCCCCAAAAAAAACCACGAAAAAAAAUCUAAAAUUUACAUUAUUGCUGUGUGUGACCCCGUAGGUUGAGGCUGUGUUGUUGUACAUUAUCGCUGUACAGUGGGCUUGACGUACUAGAAGGAUGCAUAUAGACUUCGGUGCUUUUUGAAGGUGUUAAAUUCAACAUGCCUGGGAGAAAGAUUUGACGUGAAAA